ACCUGGGGCGGGGCCGGCAUGUGAUUGGCAGGCCAGACACCAAUGGGAGGGCGGGGGAGGCCGCGGGGCGGGGCCUGCCGGAGAGCGGGGCGGUGCUGCGGGGCGAGGACGGUCGGCCUCCUCCCCGAGCGCCGUGCUGGGGGAGCAGCUUCCGUUGUCUUACCUGCUGGUCUCUGCAGCGCCGGAGUGUGCGCUGUUACCCGCCUCCUGCAGAAGGACUUCAUGGCAGCGCUGUACCAGGUGCUGGAGGCUGGCAAGGUCGGGAUAUUCGAGAGCCCCACGGGCACCGGAAAGUCCUUAAGUCUUAUCUGCGGGGCCCUCUCCUGGCUCCGAGACUUUGAACGGAAGAAACGCCAAGAGGAGGCUCGUCUUCUUGAGGCUGGAGCCGCCCCCUUAAACGACGGGGAGGACCAGAAGCCACACCUCCCUUCACUGUCGUCCUGCCAGGAGACCCCAGGCACCCCGGGGGCCUCAGGGGAGCCCUACUGGGUCACGCAGUUUGUGCAGAAGAAAGGAGAGAGGGACCUGGUGGACCGACUCAGAGAGGAGCAGGUCCGGAGGAAGAAGCGAGAGGAGCGCCUGCAGCAGAGCCGGCACCACGCCUGGCUCAAGUCCGCCACCAAGCGCCCGAGACAGGAAGAUGAAGAGACUGAGCAUCUCCUCCACCUGAGCAGGGAGAUGCUGGCUGCAGGGAUGGGCUCCGAGCAGCUGGCCUCUGAGGAGGAGGAGCUGGUCCUGGCCGACUACGAGAGUGACGAGGACAGAGGCGCGGCCAGCGGAGCAGACAAGGAUGAGGAUGACUUGGAGGAAGAACAUGUAACCAAGAUUUACUACUGCAGUCGGACGCACUCCCAGCUGGCACAGUUUGUGCACGAGGUGCAGAAGAGCCCCUUCGGCAAGGACACCCGGCUCGUCUGCCUCGGCUCCCGGCAGAGCCUUUGUGUGAACGAGGAGGUGAGAGGGCUGGGCUCCGUGCAGCUCAUCAAUGACCGCUGUGCAGAGAUGCAGAGGAGCAGACAUGAGAGGAAUGGCAUCCCCGAGGAGGAGGAGGCGGCGGCCGAGAGGCGGCGGCCGCGGCGGCAGCGAGCCACCUGCCCCUUCUACAGCCACGAGCGGCUGCAGCUCCUCCGGGACGAGGUCCUGCUGGAGGUGAAGGACAUCGAGCAGCUGGUGACCCUGGGGAGGGAGGCUCGGGCCUGUCCCUACUAUGGGAGCCGGCUCGCCAUUCCCGCAGCGCAGCUGGUGGUGCUGCCCUACCAGACGCUGCUGCACGCGGCCACGCGGCAGGCAGCGGGCGUCCGGCUGCAGGGCCAGGUGGUGGUCAUCGACGAGGCCCACAACCUGAUCGACACCAUCACCGGCGUCCACAGCGUGGAGGUCAGCGGCUCCCAGCUCUGCCAGGCCCAUUCCCAGUUGCUCCAGUACAUGGAACGAUACGGGAAGCGCUUGAAGGCCAAGAACCUGAUGUACGUCAAACAGAUCCUGUACCUGUUGGAGAAGUUCGUGACUGUGCUGGGCGGCAACAUUAAGCAGAACCCCAAUACCCAGAGCCUCUCGCAGGCAGGGACGGAGCUGAAGACCAUCAACGACUUUCUCUUCCAGAGCCAGGUCGACAACAUCAACCUGUUCAAGGUGCGGCGCUACUGUGAGAGGAGCAUGAUCAGCAGGAAGCUCCUUGGCUUCACGGAGAGGUACGGAGCGGUCCUCACGCCCUCCAGGGAGCAGCCCAGGCUGUCUGGCUUCCAGCACUUCCUGCAGAGCCUGCAGCCCCCGGGGACCAAGGCUCCUGCAGCCCCCGCAGCAGAAGGGGAGGACGGGGCGCCACGGCUUGCUUCCCCACUGAUGCACAUCGAAGGCUUCCUCGCAGCUCUCACCACUGCCAACCAGGACGGGAGGGUCAUCCUGAGCCGCCAAGGCAGCCUCAGUCAGAGCAGCCUCAAAUUCUUGCUCCUGAACCCAGCCAUGCAUUUCGCCCAGGUGGUGAAGGAGUGCCGGGCAGUGGUCAUUGCGGGGGGCACCAUGCAGCCGGUGUCCGACUUCCGGGAGCAGCUGCUGGCAUGUGCCGGGGUGGAGGCUGAGCGAGUGGUGGAGUUCUCCUGUGGUCACGUGAUCCCUCCAGACAACAUCCUGCCCCUCGUCGUCUGCAGCGGGCCCUCCAGCCAGCAGCUGGACUUCACGUACCAGAAGAGAGAGCUACCUCACAUGAUGGAUGAGACGGGACGCAUUCUCUGUAACCUGUGCAACGUGGUCCCGGGAGGGGUGGUCUGUUUCUUCCCCUCCUAUGAGUACCAGCGCCAGGUCCACGCCCACUGGGACAAGAGUGGCCUGCUGGCCCGCCUGGCUGUCAGGAAAAGGAUAUUUCAGGAGCCCAAGAGAGCAAACCAGGUGGAGCAGGUGCUGAUGGAGUAUUCCAGGUGCAUUAAGCACUGCAGCCAGGCGGGGGGCACGGUGACGGGGGCCCUGCUGCUGUCUGUGGUUGGAGGGAAGAUGAGUGAAGGCAUCAACUUCUCUGACAACCUUGGCCGGUGUGUGGUCAUGGUGGGCAUGCCCUACCCCAACAUCAGGUCUCCAGAGCUGCAGGAGAAGAUGGCCUACCUGGACCAGACCCUCCCCAGAGCCCCAGGCCAGGCACCCCCCGGGAAGGCGCUGGUGGAGAAUCUGUGUAUGAAGGCCGUCAACCAGUCCAUCGGCCGGGCCAUCAGGCACCAGAAGGACUUUGCCAGCAUAGUGCUCCUGGACCACCGGUACGCCCGCCCACCUGUCCUGGCAAAGCUGCCGGCCUGGAUCCGCGACCGCGUGCAAGUCAAAGCCACCUUUGGCCCCGCCUUUGCUGCUUUGCGGACGGUUAGUCCUGCCUUUCUCUUUCCCCGAGAACCGCCCACACCCCAAGCUGGCGUCUCUGUCCUCCCCUCUCCCCAGUUCCAUCGUGAGAAGUCUGGCCCUUCUGUCAGCCUGCCCACUUGAGAUGGUGUCCGUCUGAGGCCUGGUCUGCAGGCAUCCUGCCUAAGAAGGUGAAAGCCAACAAGAGGAAGUGAGGCUGAUCCUGCGGAAACAGCGGGCCCGGCCCACAGCCCGGCACUGCCCUCCCUGGGCCUGUCCCACAGCCCGGUACUGCCCUCCCGGGCCCCGGGUCUGUCCCGCCUCGGCGUGGCCCAGCGUCCAGCUAGCUGCGCGGAAUCCCGGCCGGCCUUUGUGACAGCUGCAGAGGCUGCAGCAUCCCAGCCCUUGUUUCUCAGUGUCACCUUCUUAGAGGGGACACGGAGCAGGCCCUUCCUGUCUCUUCCUUUCUCACUAAAAUUAGCUGCUCUCAACCCUUCACCCCCUCCUGGAGAUGAAGAACGUCCCCCUUCUGCACCCUCUCCUGGUCACCUCAGCCACCCUCCUCCCCCAAGUCGUUAGGACCUGCCCGCUCCCGGCCCGCCAGCUCCCUGGCAUGGCUCCAGGUCCUCCAAGCCAGCGGUACCCCCCCUCCCUCUCAGCCGCUUGAGCGGCUCCGAGACACCUCCCCCGCUGACAUCAGCAAUUACACCGAGGGCCCUUAGGCCUCAGCAAGGCUAUUUUUAGAGAACCCGAGUCUGUCACUAAGAUGUGUUUUCCUGGGUGCAGAUACCCCUCCUCCGUCUGCCCUUGCUGACUGCACCGCUCUCCCCAGCUAGUCCCCCCAGCUGAGAGCAGCAGGGAGCGGGACAGGCCGCAGCGGAGGGGCGAGGGGCGUCUGUGUUCCGCACGGUAGGGUUUCUUGGUUAAAGGCACACUGCUGGCUUACACCCAGUUCCUGCAUCAUCUGUCUUUAUUGACUCGAGCUGCUUUCCCUCCAGCUCUCUCUGGGGCGGGGCAGGGCACAGAGAGUAACAGUACCCCCUUUUUCGGCCUUAGAAGGCAGCCUCCCUGCUCCCUGAAGGAGGUCCGGGCAACAGAGCAGGACAGCCCUCCACAACCCUGUCCCUCCAAGGGGCCCGUCUGGCUGUCCCGUGGUUCGGGAGAAGAAGGGGAAGGCGAGCCCCUAGGACUCCCAGUCAUCCUCAUCCUCCUCUCCCGGGGGCUGCUGUGGGGGCGGCAGAGGUGGGAUGGAGUCUGACAUUCGGGCAAAGGCUCCUCCCGGCCCCUCGCUGGCCCCUGGCCCAGGUCCUUUCCCGGAGAUACCUGGGAGGGCAGAGGUGGGGAGUGAGGGGCUGGUGUGGGGCACCAGCCCACCCAGCCCCUGCAGACGUCCCUCCUACCUUUGCGCCUCAUGGCCAGCUUGUUGAAGAGAUCGGACAUCAGGUCCCCACCUUGGCUGGUGGCUCUCACUGCAACAGGAAAGCCAGGGGGAGAUGACAGGGCUGAGGUGGACCAGGGGCAGCCUGUGUAACACCCUCAGGUUCAGGCGCUUCAUCCUCCAUUCUGUCAACACACCGGCCCGUCCACGGCCACUGGGUCACCACAGAUCUUGGGGCUUUGGUCUCAGCACUAAUAAGAAACAGCUGAACUCUUGAAGACAAGGGGCACAGAGGAGCAGCCCCACUGGCUGGACAAAGCAUUCAGCCCAGAGGGAUCAGGCAGUUUGCCUGGGGUCACAGCGCAAAGCCCAGAAGCAGAGCUGGGGCUCAGACUCGGGACUGGACGCCCAGGCGGUGCUGUGCUAGGCCCAGAUGUGGCAUCUAUGCCAGCGCUGGGGAUUCACAGCUGAUGUAAUUCAGAGCCCCAAGAGGCUCAGAGAAGCAGGACUGAGCCAGGUGUCCCUCGAAAAAUACCCCAGGUCCUUGACCAUUUCCUCGGACAACCAGCGGAGUCUAGUAAGAGGGCUCUCGUUUGAGCUGGGCUGAGGGAGGAAAGUCCACCAAGCAGAUGCCAAGCCAGGGAGGAGCAGAGGGGCGGGCCGCUGGGGACAGGGGGUGCCCCACCUUGCUCCUGCUCCUUCUGCUUCUUCUUCUCCAGCUUGCGCUCCUUGACGCUGCGCAGCUUGGCCUUGCCGAUGCCGCCGGCCUGGCGGAUGGACUCCAGCAGAGUGGCCCGGCCACUGGAGGGGUCAACCACUUCCUUGGGCGCUCCCUGGACUGGGGCCAGGGUGGGAAGGGGUGAGGAAGAAAGGCUGCUCAGACGGGGCCGGGCUGUGGGCUGGCCCAGCCUAAGGUUCCGGGGAGGAGGCAGCAGGCGAAGCGGCGCCUCGGGAGACAGGAGACCGUCCCGGGUCUGGAUGCCCAGAAAGCCACAUGUCCAGCAGCCCAGCCCCACCAACCCCACCCGUUCUUGGUGCCACGCUAUUCCGGUGGACCCAGAGAAUUACCCACGUGCUGGCUGACUGAACCUGACACGGGCCAACAAGGGAUUUUUGUGCCACUUCUGGGAGCUGGAGAUGGCCUGGGAGACAUACUAGUAAAACCAAGUCUGAGUUUGAGAGACA
Messenger RNA from Camelus dromedarius (Arabian camel), 5383 nucleotides. RefSeq names its product DEAD/H-box helicase 11 (gene DDX11). Gene Ontology annotation, biological process: nucleobase-containing compound metabolic process; establishment of sister chromatid cohesion. Gene Ontology annotation, cellular component: nucleus. Gene Ontology annotation, molecular function: DNA binding; hydrolase activity, acting on acid anhydrides, in phosphorus-containing anhydrides; DNA helicase activity. Lineage: Eukaryota; Metazoa; Chordata; Mammalia; Artiodactyla; Camelidae. The record is from RefSeq and is a predicted model, not a curated record.